This is a messenger RNA of Homarus americanus (American lobster), 7719 nucleotides long. RefSeq names its product adenylate cyclase type 1-like. The transcript has 23 exons. Bases 44 to 6418 code for a protein of 2124 amino acids. Lineage: Eukaryota; Metazoa; Arthropoda; Malacostraca; Decapoda; Nephropidae. Gene Ontology annotation, cellular component: plasma membrane. Gene Ontology annotation, molecular function: adenylate cyclase activity. Gene Ontology annotation, biological process: intracellular signal transduction; adenylate cyclase-activating G protein-coupled receptor signaling pathway; cAMP biosynthetic process. The record is from RefSeq and is a predicted model, not a curated record.
CGCUGGUCGGUGGGCGUGGGCGUGGUGAGGUGCGGCCGGCAGGAUGGACCACAGCGUGAAGGCCAUGACCCCACACCGGAAGGUGGCCUUUUCACGGCUCUGCCACAAACACCGCUUUGAAAAUGACGAGCUGGAGGAGCUCUACCGCCGCUACACGCUCAAGCUGCAGCAGGCCAGCGUGGCGGCCGCCUCCGCCCUCCUGCUCCUGCUGUCGCUGCUGCUGGCCGCCCUACAUGUAACUUACGCCCAGGUGGCGGCGCCGGCGCCCAUCACCCUGCUGGUGCUGUCAGUGGUGCUGGCCGUGCUCCUGGUGGUGCUACACUCGCGGCUCAUGCGACACUCAUAUCUUAUGCCCGCCUGUUACCUGAUACUGGCCCUCGGGGCCAUUCUGGUUGCCCUGGCCCUACCCCUACCCUCCAGUUGGAGCUGGGUCGGCUGGCAGACGCUGCCUACUGCUGGACAAGGUGUCUGGCAUGCCACCUUCGUCGCCUUCCUCGUUUACGCGUUGACUCCCGUGUCGACUCCACUGGCACUGACCUACGGCGUGGCACUGCCGGCGGGCCAGGCGGCCCUCGCCGCCACACUGGCCACGCCCUUCAAGCAACUCCACUGGCAGCAGUUGGUGGCGAAUAGUGUGGUGGCGGCGGCGGUGAACGUGGCGGGGGUGUGGCUCCAGCAGUUGAUGCAGGCGGCGCAGAGGAAGGCCUUUCUCGACACCCGGAACUGUAUCGCCGCCAGACUGCAGAUGGAGGAUGAGAACGACAAGCUGGAGCGGCUUCUGUUGUCGGUGCUACCCCAACAUGUGGCCAUGGAAAUGAAGGCGGACAUCAUCAAACCGGUGGAGGGACAGUUUCACAAGAUCUACAUCCAACGACACGAAAACGUCAGCAUGGUGUUCGCAGACAUCGUGGGGUUCACAGUGCUGGCCUCACAGUGCACUGCCCAGGAACUCAUCCGCCUCCUCAACGAACUGUUUGGCCGCUUUGACCAGCUGGCUGAUGAUAACCAUUGUUUGCGUAUCAAAAUCCUUGGCGACUGUUAUUACUGUGUGUCCGGCCUACCAGAAGCCCGGAGUGACCAUGCCAGAUGUGCUGUUGAGAUGGGACUAGACAUGAUAGAUGCCAUAGCGUCUGUAGUGGAUGCAACAGAUGUACAACUGAACAUGCGGGUCGGCAUCCACACGGGGCGAGUGCUGUGUGGUGUUCUGGGCCUCCGCAAGUGGCAGUAUGAUGUGUGGUCUAAUGAUGUCACUCUGGCCAAUAUGAUGGAAGCUGGAGGAGAACCUGGGCGUGUGCAUAUAACACAAGCUACUCUAGAUUGUCUGGGUGGAGAGUACGAGGUGGAGCUGGCUGAUGGGUACUUACGUUCACAGUAUUUAAGGGACCAUAAUGUAACCUCUUACUUCAUUAUCCCGCCACCACGGAGACGCAAGCCCUUCCUGUUCAACACUCUUCAGGUUCGGUCCGCCUUAGGGUCCACACACCGCAGAAAAUUAUCGUUCAAGAAUGUGAGCAACGUGGUGGUACAGCUUCUACACUCUAUAAAGUACUCGAUGGAGGUUCCCUUCUCCAACAUGGCAAUACCUCCCCAGGACAAAUCUACAUCCAUCACCAAGAAGAGGAAUAUAUUCUUUCACGAAUACUACGAAAUAGAGCGAACGUGCCCACAAUCUAGCCUGCUGUCAGACAAAUUCAAACGGCCAUUUAAGAAGAGACACUCCUCACUCCCACAUGCACCUUCCAAUCGCGUUAACAAAUAUUUGGCCCAGGCCAUCGAAGCCAGAUCUGUAGACCGGGAAAAGUCUACUCAUGUUUCACUAAUCACCUUGUGCUUUAGGGACAGAGAAAAAGAGAGAGAUUACCACGAAGAGUUAGAUGUGGGUUUCGGCAACUCUUUACUCUGUUCUCUGUUUUUACUGCUGUUUGUGGCUUCAGUGCAGGCGCUGGUGUUGCCGCGUACACUGCUCUUCCUUUUCCUGUUCUUGGCAGCAUUUGUAACAAUAUCUGUAAUGUUGAUUGUUCUGCUGGCAUCCAGGUUAAAGGUUACAUCUUGGGAUCCAGCAAGAAGAUUUGUCCUUCGUUUGAUUUUAACCAUAGUAGCAGUAACCGUCAUAUAUAUCAUGGCUCAGGUGAACUCAUUUACAUGCGAGCUGCCUCAAAUUCCAUGCAAAGCCAAUGUAACAGACCUAACAUCAAGCCGCCCAGGACCCCAAGAGUUUGUGCGCAACUUGUGGUGCCCACUGCCUGAAUAUAUUCCUCUCUCUUGUGUUGUUGGGUUCAUGGCUAUAGCAGUGUUCCUCCGGCUGCCAGUGUUGGUCAAAACACUUCUCCUCGUGUCAAUGGCUACUGUGUACUCGUUACUUAUAUUCAUCACACAUCUCCCGCUUUUCGCCUGUUAUGACAGACGUGUUGGGGCUGUGGUUCCAACAGAAGUCCUAGGGGUAGUGUAUAUCCUGCUGUUCUUAUUAGCAGUUAUUGCUCAUGGUCGCCAAGUGGAGUGGACAGCACGACUCGACUUUUUAUGGCAGUGUCAGGCUUCAGAAGAAAAACAAGAAAUGGAUGCAUUACAGGAAAGCAACCGCCGAAUCCUGUUUAAUUUGCUUCCAGCCCAUGUUGCCACCCAUUUCCUGGAUAAUCAGUUCAGAAACAAUAUGGAUCUCUACCAUCAGAGUUAUAGUCGUGUGGGUGUUGUGUUCGCUUCCAUCCCAAACUUUCACGAGUUUUAUAUGGAGUUGGCUGUAAAUAAUCAGGGCACAGAGUGUCUAAGACUCCUUAAUGAAAUAAUUGCUGACUUUGAUGAGCUGUUGGACGAUGAGAGAUUUAAGUCUGUGGAUAAAAUCAAAACAGUUGGAUCGACAUUCAUGGCAGCGGUGGGACUCAUGCCAGACAUGAGGAUAUUAGAUCAUAAAGAAGAAUCUGCCGGUCACUAUAUGUCAGUGCUCACAGAACUUGUGUUUGCAUUCAGAGAAAAACUUUCGAACAUCAACGAAAACUCUUACAACAGUUUUACGUUAAGAGUCGGCAUGAACAUAGGUCCAGUUGUGGCUGGAGUCAUUGGUGCAAGAAAACCCCAGUAUGAUAUAUGGGGUAACACUGUUAAUGUUGCUAGUCGAAUGGACUCCACUGGUCUCCCAAACCAUACUCAGGUAACAGAGGAGGUCUACCAGGUUCUGAAGAACAGGCCUUAUCAGUUUCAAUGUCGUGGAAAAGUCAAAGUCAAAGGUAAAGGAGAAAUGACUACAUACUUCUUAAUUGACCGUAAAGAACCCCCCACUAUGAAGGCAGAGGAUGGGUCACGACCACCAAAGGUACCGCCACAUCUGCAGAGCUAUGGAGGGCUGUUUGGAGGAGUAGCUACACCAUUGGCGAUGGUGCCCCCCAAGAUACCCCCUCAUGGUCGUAGUCUCUCUCAAGGCCUCACAGGACAUGGGGGACAUGGACAGUCUGGAGGGACUCCACGCUCACGCCGCAACCGAGACUCUUUCUGUGAGGAUAUCCAGGCAACGAACAUGAAUCUCAACCAGUGUGGACCAAAGAUGGGCGGUCGGCAGCAAGGAGGGGAUUGUCAGAGGUGUGAAGAGGAACCAUUACUUACCAGAGCUCCUCCAGCACCGCUAAAUGCACAUGUUUUACCACCUAGAUUCUCAGUAGCGCAAAUGCGUGCUUGUAAUAAAUCUCAAACACCAACCCGUGCAGCAAUGCAGCAGAUGAAGCCCCAAAGUUCAGUCACCACACCCAAGACCUAUUCACAGUCCCGUCCUCGUACAUACCGCCCAGAUGAAUACAAUCUUCCACAAAAUUCUUAUGUUCCAACCUGGGCCCGCUCUCAAAGUGGCGGUCAAGGAGGGCAACAGGGAAACAGUGGAGGGAAAAAAUCAUCUGGGCGCAGCCGUACGUCUCCAAGGAAAGAGAGUGAUGAUGGCCAGUUGCGACCUAUUGAUGCUAGUAGGGGUGCUCUCAGUGGCGGACUUAUUCUCCCACCAAUGCCCCGUCAUCAUCAUGUUGAGGAAGCCGGAGUACGUCAUAAGUUACGCUCCUUUGGUAGGCAUUACAGUGAUGACAGUCUUCAUGGAUCUUCUCACAGAGAUCUCCAUUCUACUCGCAUCCAUUCCUCAGCUGAUGAAAUAAGUUCUCUGAAUCGUUCACCAAGCUUGAGCUCUUCCGAUGAAAGUUUCUCUCGUACUGAUUUUUCUCGCACAGAUGCUGAUUCACCAUCACCACAGCAUGCACCUUCCUUAAGUGAUGAACGUUUUAAAUAUAUGUUUGGUGGUAUGAAUCUUGAAGGAGCAAUGGCACCAGGUUUUAGGGAACUUUCUCCUCAAAUAUACUCAGAUUAUUUGUCUAGUGUAAAAGCCUCAAGUGAUGAAAGCUCUCUGCGAUUAAACAGUCUUUCACGUGACUCUACAACCUAUUCCUACCCCAAUGUACCUGGGCUGUGGAGGGAAACUGACAUAGCUAGUCCUACUCAAGAUGAAAGGAUGCGAAGGGAUGAUUUAGUGAUACCAAAGUUGACUGCUGAAUUCUCGAGUGACAAGAUGAAACGUAGUAAGCACAGUGAUAAAGUGGAUGUGGAAGUACCCUCCCAUGUUGAUAAUUGUGUGAGUCACAGUGCUUCCCCAUCUAGUGAAAAGGUUAGACCAGGGUGCAGAUUGAGCUAUGUUGAUUGUGAUUUAAAUUCCCCCUCAAGAACUAGUGCCUCUGGUAGCACAAGUCGCAUGCGUAGUUUGGAAAAAAGUCCACGAGAAAGUACAGCUAUGACUCCAGACAGUGUUGUUAUGAUGCCUAAAAAGCGUUCCCUCUCAAGAGAAGAAGGAAUGAAGAUGAGCAACCAUAUUGCAGUAGAACAAGACCAGUCUCGAAAGCGGAGUUCAGAACGUCAGAAGAGAGAUGGAGAGUGCCAGACAGACCCCAGAAGUCAUCACCAUAAGAACAGUGGAGGAGGAAGCAAGGCAGGAGACAAGAACAAGGUUGAGAGGAAGUUAGAAAAAUCAGCAACAUUUGAGGGCAUACCAGAGGACCCAAAGUCUACACAACAUAACAGUGAAGGAGGAAGGUAUGGUAAUAGUGGUCCUGGUAGAAAAGAUGAAGGGGAAGGGGGGGCACAGCAACAUCUUAGUUCUGAUAUCAGCAACAAUAAUUCAAGUAGCGACAUUAUGGAGAUUUAUACAGGUAACACUCUAGAAGGUUACUCAGCUCUUCAGAAGGCAGCCCGAUUACAGGAGGAUGAGCUCAACAAUGUGCUUGCCUCCCCUGAUCAUUUCAGAUUGGAGCCACUCUGUCUUGAACCACAAGCCCUCAACCCACUCAUAUCUGAGCCAGUGAGCCUUGACCCAGUAAUGCUUGGCCUCCAUUUUGACCCUUGUGUUAAUCAGACUGUGCUGCAGCUCACCUCUGCUUCUGUAGAUGGGGACAUACAGCCCCACCUACCGGCCAAAUCCCAGCCGGCCAAGCGUUCUCUGGCUGACCCAUUGCCGCUAGACCACAGAGCCAAGGCUUCACGUGGCCCUCUAGGCCACAAGUUUCCUCUGGAGAUCCCAGCCCCAGAGAAAUUCACUCCACACCAGAGUGUGCGGAGAUAUGCUGGCUCCAGGACUGCAGCUGGGUGUGGCCACAGUGAAUAUGAAAAUAUGGAAUCGGAUGUCCCAGAUGCAUCUACAGAUGAUGAACGAUUAAGCAACGUUCGAGGAGAAAACCUAGACGGAAAACAUGUAGCCCGUGGUGAUGGCAGAGUUGAAGGGAGGAGAGAUGGUCAUGUACAGAGCCAGAGUAUUGGUAGAUCAAGCCACAAAGGAAUUGAACAUCCAACUGAUGAUGAAGAUGAUAUAAGGUCCUUUGAAGAGGAAGAGAGGAGGAUGGCUCAAGAACUCGGUGCACCAGAGGGAGAGAGAACAGACAAGCCUUCAGGUCCAUUACCAGGUGGAGGUGGUGAUGGGGGUGAAACAAGUCAGUCAGAAUGGAGUGAAGAUGAUGACGGAGCUGCAUCUGAGCCAUUGUUAGAUCAAGAGAGUACCGGGUACACCACAGAUGACCCAGCGCUGGAACAAGUGUCUAUGAUGAAUGAUGCUGGACUUACUGAUGCUGAGGGUGCCUUGAGUGAUGUGAAUUCCAUCUAUAAUGACCCUCAGCAGUACGACGGUGACAUGGAUGAUACGAGCAUGUCCUCUCGUGCUUCAUCAAGAAUUUUUGAUUCUGAUGCAAUUAUCUCAUUUGAUCAGAUUAAUGCAUAUUAUGAAUCUGAAUAUGACAAUUAUCGUCCAAGUGCAAUAGCCUCUGAUGGCUUUGAUACAGAACCAUUAUCUGAUGUAGAUUUGGAUGGUAUUGAUGGAAUUAAUUUACAAAAUAUUAGAUCCAUGUCUGAAAGCAUCACCAGAAACUUUGGACAGCCAAGAAGUGAGACUGAUGUGGACAGUGAUGUAUGAUAUUGGGUAAAGUCUUUAAUGGAAGACUAUUGUAUCGAAACUACAGUAUAAAUAUAAAACUCUGUGGAUCUAUUGAUGGUCAACUUUCAUCUUGACUAAUGACUGACAUACGUAAUACAGGACAAAAUAGUGUGGAACCCUCGCACAAGGAUGGCUUGUCAUAACCACAUGAAGAAAAUCUCUGGAUGAUCCACAUAUUUACAAUAAGAAAAUAUGUUACAUAUUUCAUGUACAUGGAAGUUUUGUGCUCUUGUGCAGAAAUUGAUGCACAUCAUUUAUACAUUUUAUACUGUCUUUGUAGCAAGACAGAUUUAAUGAUCCACAAACCCAGAUGGGUGCUGUAUGGGGUUUUAUAAUUGGUAUUUAUUGUGAUGAGGAAAUGCAUUGUAUUAGUGAGCUGAGUAGAAAAAUGACUGAUUUAGCUGAGUGUUACCAAUUAAACCUGGGAAUGUAUUAUAUGUUUAAUGUUUCAAGUUAUAUUAGUGUGCCAGCCAGAGCCUGAGGUUGUUAGAAUAUACAUUAAUUUGUGAAAACAUAAAUGUAUUAGAUGCCUGUAAGCUUCAGUUUGAUAGAGGGGUAAUAUAAUACCUAUAUUUGUUAUAUGUAAGGAUGUAAUAUAUGAAUUACAGUUGAUGAUGAAUAUCCUGAGAGGCAAUCAAAUGAUAAUGCAUUGACAGACUGGAAAUGGUACACAGUAACACUCACAUUAUUAUCCCUGCUGCAGAACUAUGCCUAUAUUCAUGUGGUACAUAUUCAUUCUAUUUUUUUUCUUGUCUACCAAAGAUGUUAAUGAAUCUGAUCUUAUCUUUCUCACUUUUAAAGUGAUUAUCAAAGUUAAUGAAAAAUUCUGAGUCAAGUUUAUAUUGAAACAGCACUUUAAUCUUUAGGAUUAUUUCCUUAACUGUUUGUUAUCAACAUUUUAUGAGAAACUAGAUGAAAAUUUCAUAAAUGUAAUCUGCUACUGUGCAGUGAUUCUAGGUACCUGGUAUUAAGAUGAUUUUGAAUAUUAUUCCCAAAAUCUUCAGAACUGUAUUACUAAAACUUUUUAACACAUCAGAAGUAGGCUGAAAAUUUUGAUGAUAAAUCUUAAAUAAUUAUGUUGAUAAAAAUUACAGUGUCAAUGGUAACUGAUGAUAAUGACAGAUGUAUUUCACAAAAAGUGUUUUGCCAUUUGGGGAAUAUUUCUAGAGUAUUUCCCAACCUUUUAUUUGGCUUUGAAAAGAGUUAUCAGAUGUUUCCUACUCUUAUAUUUGAUUCUUCAAAUAAUGGCACAGUAUUCUGCAGGUCAGGUACAGUCAGCC